Cloeon dipterum is the source of this 1482-nucleotide messenger RNA. Its product is annotated as very long chain fatty acid elongase AAEL008004-like. The transcript has 8 exons. Bases 218 to 1015 code for a protein of 265 amino acids. Gene Ontology annotation, cellular component: endoplasmic reticulum membrane. NCBI's taxonomy places the organism in Eukaryota, Metazoa, Arthropoda, Insecta, Ephemeroptera, Baetidae. The record is from RefSeq and is a predicted model, not a curated record. Gene Ontology annotation, biological process: fatty acid elongation, polyunsaturated fatty acid; sphingolipid biosynthetic process; very long-chain fatty acid biosynthetic process. Gene Ontology annotation, molecular function: fatty acid elongase activity.
GCCAACACGGAGGUGGCAAUGGCAACGGACGCUCGCCUCUGCAGGUCGCACUCUUAGAUCCACGGGCACCUUGCACUUGGCUGCACACCUCUCCAGCCAGUCCUUUCUUGGUGAGCACCAGCUAGACGACUGCGUCAACGCGCUCUUCUCCGGGUUGCUUUAUCUUUAAGAAACGAGUUUCAUCCGCGCCUGCUGGAAAUAGUGUAGCUCUAUUAAGAUGAGUAACUACGCGCAGUUGGUGGAAAACUUCCAGUCGUUCUUGGAUGAAAAAGCAGAUCCCAGAACGAGAGAAUGGUUUUUGGUCGACAGCCCUGGAGUGCUCUUCACAAUUCUUGCUUCUUAUCUUUACUUCUGCAACAUAGCCGGCCCGCGCAUGAUGAAAAACAAAAAGCCCUUCCAGUUGAAGGGCGUCCUGAUUGCGUAUAACGCCUUCCAGGUUGUCUUCAGUGCCUAUAUCGCUUGGGAGGGCCUCCAGGGUGGCUGGUUGCACCACUACAGCUUCAAGUGCCAACCCGUGGACUACUCGCACGACCCCGUCGCCCUCAGGAUGGCGCGCGCGUGCUGGUGCUACUUUUUCUGCAAGAUCAUCGAGCUGCUUGACACUAUUUUCUUCGUAUUGAGAAAGAAGGACAGGCAAGUUUCUUUCUUGCAUCUCUACCACCACACCAUCAUGCCAUUCUGCGCUUGGGUUGGUACCCGCUACCUACCAGGUGGCCACGGCACUCUGCUGGGCGUGAUCAACUCGGUGGUGCACAUCGUCAUGUACUCGUAUUACCUGUUGGCUGCCUUCGGCCCUGAAGUGCAGAAGUACCUGUGGUGGAAGAAGUACAUCACCACCAUGCAACUGGUACAAUUCUGCAUCGUGUUCGUGCACUGCGCGCAACUGCUGGUGUACGAGUGCAAUUACCCCAAGUCCAUCAUUGUGGCCCUGUGCGCCAAUGCUAUCAUCUUCUUCUACAUGUUCGCCGAUUUCUUCAAGAAAAACUACGGCGAAAAGAAGAAGAAGACUGCGUGAAUGUGAUCAGUCAGCAAGUAGAGUCGGUCGGGAAACUGCCUUACAUACCCUUAACUGUCUUUAAAAAGCAGCAGUUAAUGACGCAAGCGUUGAUCGCUUUUUAUUAAUUAAUUAAUUAUGUUGAUAUAGAGGUUAAUAUUCACGUGCUCAUCAGUAGACUUGGGAAUUUCAGUCGCUUCUAAAGCAAAUUUCAAUUAUGAUUAUUUUGGCGAAAUUUUUCCUAUUUUUGCAAUUAAGUAGACUUGGUUUAAUGGCUCACAACUGUCGAUUGGUUGAAAUACCCGAGUCUACACAGAGAAUUCUGUUUAUUUGAAUUCCCGAUAAACGAUUUGAAGAUAACCUAGUUUCAAUUGUGAUUUUAAGAAUAUACCUCAGAUAAGAAGUUAAAUUUCAAACGUAUUAUGGUUAAUUUUGUAUUUAUCUUCUACGUAUGUAUUUUAAGAAAAAUAAAAUUUUACCACGUAGAA